Molecule: messenger RNA, 9185 nt
Organism: Pocillopora meandrina
Lineage: Eukaryota; Metazoa; Cnidaria; Anthozoa; Scleractinia; Pocilloporidae
Source: the annotation of a GenBank genome assembly
AUGGAUGGUGGUUCUGCUGGUUCUAAACCGAACAUCGACGGCGAAACGAUCCCACUGAACAAACCGUCCUUGCAAUCAGGUGCAGAAGAAACACCUCUUAUUUUCGCUCACACCGACGAUCAUGGCGUGAGUCUGAGAAAGUCGGGUUUUGCAGAGAGCAUCAGAAAACUACGCGGCGCUACCAUGACAGUUUCGAUUUUGGAGAAGCCUUCGGAUGAUCGCAACGCGUCUGCUUGGCUGGCUGGCUGGAAUGUUACCAAUCUAAUUCAGGGAACCGGCAUCCUCGGCGUUCCAUAUGCCGUCCUGAUGGGAGGAUGGGCUGCUGUAGCUACAAUCGUUGCAGUAGCUGCUGUUUGCUGCUACACCGGCAAGCUUUUGGUCGACUGCCUGUACGAAGAGUCGAAGCGAACCGGUCAGCGCAAGCGAGUUCGAAUUAACUACCCAGAGGUUGGAGAAGCUGCUUGGCCAGGCUGGGGGAACAGAAUUGUCAGCGUUGUGCAAGUUUGCGAGAUGUAUGGUGGUGUAAUCAUGUACAUUGUGCUUCUUGCUACGGUAUUCAACGACAUUUUGAACGAGCUGACGCCCCUGGACAUCUAUCAGUGGGCAGUCGUAUGCGCGUAUGUUGCGUUACCAGGGAUCUUCAUAACGCGCGUUUCUGUAAUCGCUUGGAUCAGUAUGAUCUCCGUGUUUGCGCUACUUUCUAGCAUCGCCACCAUUAUCAUCUACUGCAUCACUGAGUACCGCGAUAUGUCCGUCUCAAACAUUCCUCGCUUCGAUCCAGAGAAGUUUCCCAUAGGCUUUGGUAUUAUCGUGUUCAGCUACUGCGCACACGCAGUGUUUCCUGGCGUCGAGGGCAGCAUGAGAGAGCCAAAAAAAUUCCCUGCGAUGAUGAACAGCGCGUUUACCCUGGCCGCAGUAGUUAAGAUGCUGCUUGGUAUGUUAGCAGUUCUCAGGUUUGGUCAAACUACCGAACAAGUCAUCACAGUUAAUAUGCGCAUCAGUCCAGUUUUCAACAUAGUAGCCACAGUACUUGUUGUCACUAAUGUGUUCCUGGCCUUCCCUAUUUGCAUGUUCGUUGUGUUGGAAACAUGGGAUGUAAAGGUUUUACCUUAUUUCCCGCAUCUUGGCAAGGAAACAGGUUACCAUUGGUUUUGGUUGCUUCUGACCAGAAUCAUGCUUCUCACACUUGCUUUGUUCCUGGCAGUUAUUGUACCACACUUUGGUCUUCUGAUGGGUUUUGUUGGCAGUUUUACAGGCACUUGCCUUUCUUUUGUUUUCCCUUGUGUUUUCCACAUGAUCUUGAAAUGGAAAACCACUCCUUGGUACAGUAUUUUAACAAAGAUAUUUGUGACAAUAUUUGGGUUGGUCUGUGGUGGGUUUGGUCUGGUGUUCUCAGGAAAGGCGCUUGCAAAAGCUUUCUCUUUUGGUUGACUGUUUUUAAAGUUGUCUCUUAUCUCCUCGUUCCUUAGGUGACUAUGGAAACAAUCACACUGUGAUCAGUGGACAGUUAUUCAAAGAAAUUUUAAAAUUGAUUAUCAUUGUAGUGAGUUAUUUUCAUGUAAGCAGCUUGUCUGAGUUCAGUAUAACUAGUGUUUUUUAGAGAAGUCAGGGACAGAGGAAGUGCAACAUAAGGCUCACAGUUGUGAAUCAAGUGCUGGGGACUGUAAAUACAACCAAGAGAUCAAGCCUUGUUUUUAGUCACAGCCAAAAUCCUUUCAUUUUAUCUCUUAAAGACACAAUCAAUCACUAUUUUUUAUUUUUGUAGGCAAAAAAAAACAAACAAACAAACAAACAAACAAACAAACUCAAGGAUAAUAUUUUCCUGAGUGUCUUCCACUAGACCAUUACCACUAAGAAUCUCUCCCCAUUCUCUGCUUAGCAAGGGUAAUCUAAAAUAAAUAAGAAUUGGCUCUGUUUCUGAUUUUUCAUCUAAGCAAUCAAAUAGUAGAAUUAACUCUUUACACCCUAACAUCAGCAUGCAUAUUCUCCAUAGUGUUCUCCAUACAUUUCCCAAGGUGCUGACAAGGAGAAUUUGUUUAACAAUCAAGACCUUCUUUAGUUGGUGAUCAUUUCCCUUUUUCUCAUGACCUUACUACAUGAUUCAGGGGCGACAUUGUAAGGAGGAAUUAGAUGCUAGUCACUCUUAAGGGUCAAAAGCUUAAGGAAAUGUCAAGGUGCAAUAUUUCAAUUGACUCCUAUGCUGUAUUUAAGAGGUGAUAUGUUUUUAAUUAAUCAUUCAUGUAAUUAUAUAUAGUCAGAGCUGGUCUUGUUCCAAGAAGACAAAAUUUGAUGUGACGCUGGUUCGAUUGGACACUUUUAGUCAUACAUGUGACAAUGGUAUGAUUACAAAUUUAUAAUAGCUUCUACGUGAUUUUUUUAAUGCAAUCCUGUAAGAAAUACAGAAACCUAUUAAAAGUCUUAUUUCUACACAAAAUAUAGUCUCUACCUCUCAUAGCUUGCUUUGUUUUAACUUGAGAUUAUUGAUUUAUUUCUAGAAAUUCCCUAAACGAAAUAAAUUUAAUUUAAGUCCAAAGAGUAUGCGUUAAACACUUUCAUGAGUAAUUUGCAAAUUAAUGGUGUACAGUGAAGAAUCGAGCCGAUCGUAAUUUCAAAAUCUUGAAGUCACGCAGCACUUUCAGAGCGUUGUGUGACAUCUCAAACGAAACUCGAAGGAGUGUACUGUGUAUCGAUUAGCACCAAUUUAAAAUGUACAUCGCACUGUUUAACCUGCUGUUCCCCUAAACAAUGGGAAACCAAUCAUCCGUUGAUCUUCUGCUACAAAAGAAAAUUAGUUUUGGCUCGUUGAUUGGGUACCCUUGACCCUAAUGUACUCAGGAAAGGCGUGUGGUACACGUGAUUAUUACCUAACCACGUACUGAUUAUCACAACAAAAACAACAAUCCGCGAACGGGACGGUAGUAGUGAGUCUCAAGUACUUGAUUGCUUGUUAAAGCGAUUUCUGUUUACCGUAUAAAACAGCACGUGGGUAGCAAAGCUUAAACAGUGAAGCACUGAGCGGUGGAACAAUGGCAGAAAGUGUGCCUUUGGUGUCUUCACCGAGUUCAUCAAUUAGGCAGCCUGCCGAAGAGGCAGCUUUCGGAACAACUCAAUCAAAGCCUACUAUUGUGCCUCUGGGAGAGAAAGCUCCUUUGGUCCAGGGUGAACAUGAAGUGGGAAAAAGUCUUCUUGGACUUAGUUUAUCAAGGAUGAAUUUGUCGCGGAGUUUAAUGAGAUUGCGUUCCGCCACGAUGACUGUGUCGUUAAUCGAAAAGCCUUCAGAUGAUCGCCGAGCCUCAGCGUUUCUUGCAGGUUGGAACGUAACAAAUCUCAUUCAAGGAACGGGGAUUCUAGGAAUACCGUACGCUGUGAAGCUCGGUGGGUGGGCUGCUGUUGUUUGUAUUUUUGUCUGCGGUAUUCUUUGUUGUUACACGGGCAAGAUUCUAAUCGACUGUUUGUACGAAGAUUCCAAGCGGACAGGUCAAAGGAAACGAGUAAGGGUGAAUUACCCUGAUGUUGGCGAAGCCUGCUGGCCCGUGUGGGGAAACAGGAUUGUCAGCAUUGUGCAAGUGGUUGAGAUGUCUGGCAUAGGCGUCACCUAUGUUGUCUUGAUGGCCACCAUCUUCCUUGAUCUUUUCCACAACAAGAGUAUGGAUGUUUAUGACUGGACCGUUGUGGUUGGUUGUGUUGUCCUUCCAGCAAUCUUUAUCACCCGCGUGUCACUCAUCGCCUGGUUCAGCAUGAUUUCUGUCUUCUCUUUGUUCUCUGGUGUCUUCACCAUCAUAAUCUACUGCAUUACACAGUAUCAGAAGAUGAGCUUCAGCAACAUGCCAAGUUUCCACCUAAACUCUUUUCUGGUUGGCUUGGGCAUCAUUGUAUUCAGCUUUACAGCACAUGCAGUAUUCCCAGGAGUGGAAGGAAGCAUGCGUCAUCCUGAACAGUACCCCAUGAUGCUGAAAGUUGCCUUUGCAAACUCAAUAAUCACCAAACUUGCUCUGGGCCUACUGGGUGUGUUUCGAUUUGGGCAGGAACUUAACCAGGCAAUAACAGUUAAUAUCAAAACCAGUCCAGUCUUUUACAUUCUGUCCAAUGUUUUUGUUAUUGGUAAUGUUGUGCUUGCCUUUCCUCUUGUCAUGUUUGUUGUUUUGGAGACAUGGGAUAAAAAAAUGCUUCCUCACUUUCCUCACCUUUCUAAGGAUUCAAGUUUUCACUGGUUUUGGUUGAUCCUGACGCGUCCAUUGCUCCUUAUGUUUGGUGUCUUCCUGGCCAUCACCGUACCUCAUUUUGGCUUAGUUAUGGGUCUGCUUGGCAGCUUAACGGGAACCAGUCUGUGUUUCAUUUUCCCAUGCAUUUUCCAUCUGAAGCUGAAGUGGAAGAAGUUAAACUGGUUGCAGAUUGCAUGUAGAGUGGCUGUCACCAUCUUUGGAAUUGUUGUUGGAAUCCUUGGAGUGGUAUUCUCAGCAAUUGAACUAAUCAAUGUGUCCAAGUGAGGAAAUAAAUUCUGUAACAAUAAGUAUUUCAUAAGGUAUAUAAACUGAGACCUGCUUUGUUGAUACAUGUAACACAAAUGAUAAUAACUAUUAAUAUAUAUUGGAUCCAAAAUAUGCAUUAUUCUGUAAAUAUUUUGACCCGAAUUUUUAUUUAACAUAUGGUUCCUCAGAAUAUCAAACCAAGGAAGGUCAUCAGGAAUUUGAAGGGGAGGGGGGGGAGGUAAAAGGAGAGGGCAAUCAUGGUUAUAAACAUUCCCCCACCCUCUUCUCCGAAAAAAAGAGAAAAAAAAUCAGUGAGCCCAGAAAAAAAUGAUAGAAAACAAAUUAAACUUAGAAUUUAACUUGAAAUAGAGAUCAGGAAGAAAGAACAGCUCAAUUUUUGAGCAAAACCUGGUUGAAAUGUAUAAAAAGGAAGAAUAAUUUGAGGUCAGUGGCAAAUUAUAGGGAUGUAUACAGGUGAUCUCUGAUAAUUUUCUUACCUCAGACAGCACAAAUUCUUCAUGACCAAAUAAAAAAACAAACAAACAAAAAAACAAUUAUUGGAUCAUUUUUGCUCUCACUCUUAACAUUAUGCUGAGUAAUGUCACCAUGAAGUGCAGAAGCAUGUAUUCCAAAUCAACUGUGGUCAUUCAGAAUUAUUUCACUGGUAUUGAUGUGAAGUUUUCUCAAAAGCUUGCACCUUUAUAGACUAUGUAAUUGUAUAGCUGAGUUGUAAUCAAAAUAUUAAAUUUUACAUUUUCAGCUGGGAAUUUAACAAUUUUUAUUGUGUUGUACCUUAUUAUGGGAAGGGGAGGUUACAUGAACCUGAUGCAAAUUGAUAUUAAUUUCAGUUGGAUGUAAUAAAAACAGUGAAUGGGAAAAUGGGAAAAUGAGAAAGUGGGAAAAUGAAAGAGAGAAAUUAUUUUUUAGAUAAAUUGUUUAUAAUGCAGAACAGAUGUUUUCAAUGGUGAUUAUCAAUAUCCACGCUAAUUUUUGGAAAAUUCUGCAGCAGAGUAACAGAAUAAAUUGGUGAUGACAAAAUAAAUUACACUAACUUGUUUCGACAUUUCACUAUCUGAGGCUCAGCUAUUAAUGAAAACAAUUUUAUAGAUAUUCUGAGGUUCAGGAGUUGGUUGUAUCGCGGAUGAGAGAGCAACCAAUAUUUAUGGCAUUCCCCAUUCUCUACUCCCUAUUCCCUAUUCCCCAUUCCUCGUUUUAGUAACAUCCAUGUCGUUAGUUUUAAUUUGCGUAACACUGAUUAAGUGAACUGUGAAUUUCCGCGCUCUUUAUUUCACUCAUUUAUGUCCCGAAUUAUCGAUUCACUCCAGACGUUGUUGACAACAAGGAAACAAUAGCGAAAAAUAGUUCUUUCAACAGGCUGAAGAUCUGUCAGUACUGUAGACAGUGCAAAUGACGCUAAGGUAACUUUCAAUCACAGUUGACAUGGUGGUUUAUCAGCCUCACUGUCGAACCAAUUUUCCUCCUGUCCCAGUUAAUUCUUCUUAACAUCUCACAUUUUGACGGAAAUUUCCAGAGCACCUCCUUCGCAUUAUUUCUCUUCAAUUAUUGGAAAGAAAUCUUUGAUGCUAAAUUCAUGUCAACGUCCUCUAUCCUAUUUGUAACGAAGUCUCCGCGGGAGAUUUGCAAUCUAAGCUCCUUGAGAAGUCUAAUCUGAGCGUGGCAUAAGUUCCAUUUGACUUCAUAGACAUUUGAAAAAUACUUUCCCAGUCGCCCAUCAAUAUUAUAGAGCUGUAUAGUCCAAAAAACUUAAAGUCAGACCAGAAUACAUCCUUAACGCCCCUCAGCAGGACGGUGGACGACUCCGAGUCCCAAGAACUACCAGAUACAAAUAGAUUGAAAACAGGUGCCAUGUUCUCAGUCUCUGUCCGUGGAACUGUCGUGUAUUCUUUUAGUGGAGACACUCCCUCUUCGAUUGCUUUCUAUAUUCUGUCUUAAUUCAUCGAUCAAAUAUCUAAUAAGUUGCUACAAUCAUGUUACUUGAUAACAGUACUUAGUCUAGUACUUUCACAUCGUUCAGUAGUCCAGCAGUAAUAUUACUAACACUGGUAGAAGUACUUUUACAAUGUUUUCAAUACACUACAAGAACCCUGACCCUUUACUGUAAUCAAAAGAAUAUCAACAGUUGAUAUUCUCUUGCUGUACUAUAGAGUGCGAUAUCGAGAGAACCACUCCCACACAGACUGUGGGGAUCAGAUAAUCGUCCCCUGUAGCAUCUUCCUAUUUUCGCGUGAAACGUGAAAUGAAAUCGUCCGUCUCCGUUAUUUGAGGAAUUUUCUGGCGCGAGCCUGCGAAGGAGUUCGAUUCAACAUGAUCCGUGAAUCAUCUUGUUGGAUUGAAGCAUUCUGGUCAAUUAUUAUAAGUCUAUGGAUUUAUUAACAAUGAGAGUAGAUUUAAAUGUUUUUUGUUACAUAAAUCGCUGUUGAAACUAGUUGGCAACAAACCCUUGUGUAUCCGUUCAGAGUUUAAAAAAAGCGGAAACACAAGAGACGUGAUCGGAUUUAUUUCAGCCAUAUGUGAAAGAAUUCUGACUUCAAGUUCUGUUCGUGAUUCAAUAUUUACCCUUUGAAACUCGUAUACUUCCCACAUGCCACUUUUCUUCAGCCACUUCUUGAGAAUUCGUAACGACAACGUAACUCGAACUUGAAGAUUAAUGUAGAAGUGAAUAAAUGUCCUCAAGAGAUUAAUUGAGGGACGGGAGCAAAAAAUUUGAAAUUCAAAACCCUACAAGUGACUUGGUGAAAGGCCAGAAUAAAUUACUAAUUACGAGAAAAAAUCAAACCACAGAUAAAACCACAGAUCAAACCUCAGAUCCCUGCUGGUGGGAAUUUUAGCCAUUGAUUUGUUAGCAUUUGUAGAUGUGGAAGACAAGCCCAUCUUAAAUCAUUUCAGUAAUAUUUAAAGACGUUUAUCAAAUCGAUUUCAAAAGCGCAGUAACAUAUUUUAAAUUCAACAUCCCCAACGGGUUUAAACUAUACUUCGGAGGGAUACAAAUAAUCUUUUAUUUUUAUUUUGUGACGUAACAAUAAAUGGUAACGCAACACUGCCACGAGGUACAUGUACAAAUCAAUAUUUGUGUCUGGCCUAAGCGUGCGUAGUGGUCGCAAUCGAACGUGCGAAAGUUGCGCUAAAAAAAGAACUUGCUGAGAACGCACAGCCGAUUCUUAGCAACACGGGUUACGAAACAGAUAUAACAGCAAAAGAAGGAAGAAACAGAACCUUCGCAUAAAAAUGGCGUCUGAAGCGGCCUCGCUCGAAGAAGAAGGCAUCGCUAUGACUGAACAAGAUCCUGCAGCACCCCGACCAACAGUUGUACGUUUGGACGAACGUUCGCAUCUGUUGUCUGUGUCAAACGACCAGAAAUCCCCAAUCUCUUCAAGCGUAGUUGGAGGUGCUUCUCCUAGAUCUGGCUUUUCUCAGAGCAUUAAAAAUCUGAAAUCAGCCACCAUGACCGUUUCGUUGUUAGAGAAACCGUCCGAUGACAGACGUGCCUCAGCGUUUCUUGCUGGCUGGAACGUAACAAACCUCAUUCAAGGCACAGGUAUCCUUGGGGUACCCUAUGCGGUGCGUAUGGGAGGUUGGGCGGCCGUAGCUGCUAACGCGAAAAUCGCCUUUCUUUGUUGCUACACCGGCAAGCUGUUGAUAGAGUGUCUAUAUGAGAGAUCUAAGCAGACAAAGAUGUUGAAACGGGUCCGAGUUAACUACCCGGAGGUCGGGGAAGCCGUAUGGCCCGGGUGGGGGAACCGGAUUGUGAGCGUGGUACAGUUCUGUGAGAUGUUUGGAGGGGUAAUUUCUUACCUUGUUCUGCUUGGUACCAUAUUUAGCGAUAUCCUGAGCAAGUAUAAACCAUUGAAUUUUGAUAUCUACACAUGGUCCUCCAUCUGUGCCUGCAUUGCUCUCCCAGGCUUCUUCCUACGCCGUGUGUCAGUCAUUGCUUGGAUCAGCAUGAUAUCCGUCUUUGCACUGAUGUCAUCGAUCAUGACAAUCAUCAUAUAUUCCAUAACAGAGUACAAGGACAUGUCUAUUAACAAAGUUCCUGGAUUUGACAUUAGGAAAUUCCCCAUUGGGUUUGGUGUCAUUGUCUUCAGUUAUACAGCUCAUGCUGUCUUCCCAGGGGUAGAGGGAAGUAUGCGACGCCCUGAACAGUACCCCAUGAUGAUGAAUGUGGCUUUUCUACUGGCUGCAAUUGUGAAAGUGGCAUUUGGCCUCCUUCCUGUGCUGCGAUUUGGAGAGGACACAAACCAGGCUAUCACUGUCAACCUCAAGACCGAUCAGGCUUUCUACAUUCUGGCUAAUGCUUUGGUUGUGACCAAUGUGUUUACAGCUUUCCCCAUUGUAAGCUACAUAGUGUUGGAAACUGUUGAUCACAAACUCCUACCAUACUUCCCCCACCUGGAGCGAGAGACAAAGUAUCACUGGGUAUGGAUCUUGCUGUCACGCCCACUUGUCUUAUCCUUUGGCCUCUUCAUGGCCAUUAUUGUGCCUCAUUUUGGCUUAUUCAUGGGUUUGGUUGGAAGUUUUACAGGUACAUGUCUUUGUUUUAUAUUCCCCUGUGUUUUUCACAUCGUUCUGAAAUGGAAAGAGCUGAGAUGGUACAACAUCAUAGCCAGGGUUUAUGUGAUAGUUUUUGGCAUCAUCUGUGGGGUUCUUGGCAUUGUCUUCACCAGCAUAGAGCUUGCAAAUGCUGUUAGUGGAAUUUGA